Messenger RNA from Trypanosoma conorhini, 1689 nucleotides. RefSeq lists its product as uncharacterized. The record is from RefSeq and is a predicted model, not a curated record. Lineage: Eukaryota; Euglenozoa; Kinetoplastea; Trypanosomatida; Trypanosomatidae. The transcript has a single exon. Bases 1 to 1689 code for a protein of 562 amino acids.
AUGUGCAACUCGCCUCUUUUGGUCGACCAACACGCGUGCCCUUCCUUCUUCACGCCGCGGCAGCACCGCAGCGCGGAAUCCCGCGCGGACACGUUGAGGGGCCUGCCGCUCUCGCUCCGGGACGUGGCGCCGGGCAGCGCCUUUCCGCCGGGUGACGCGACAGGGCCCUUCGCCCCGUCACCGGCGCCGCUUUCGGCGCGCCGUCAAGGGCGUUCAAACCGCGAGGUGUACGAGGCGAUGCUGCGGCGCGACGCGAUGGCGGCGGAGCGCAAGGAGGAGGCACGCAGGACGGCCUUGCAGCGGGAGCUGUCCCGCUGCCGCCCCACACCACGCAUCAGUGCCAUGGGCCACAACCUCCCACGCGACACAGACAUCAUCGAGCGGCUGGAGCGCGUGCACGAGGAGAAGCAGAGGCUUGACGAAUGCAGGCGACAGGGGCGGGAGCGGGAGCAGCAGCAGGACAUGGCGGGGUGGUUCGUGCCAAAUAUCACCGAUAUGGGGCACUGCGCGGAGGGUCGUGCCCUGCAGGCGUCUGUGGAGUAUCCGCAGCGCCGUCAUCAACGGGAGCAGGAACAGGCGCGGCUCGCUGAAGCCCUCAGACGCCGCCGUUUGGAAGCGGAGAUGGCGGAAGUGUACGGCGCGCCGAAAAUAAACCUUCGCAGCGCAGAACUUGUGCGGCGUGCACGGGCGCGCAGUGGAGGUGGCGAAGCGUUUAAUGCUGACGCCGUGCUGGAGCGCGCGGCGCUAGCGCGACUUGCGCUGUGGGAAAUACACGCACGCCGCGAGGCGGAGUUAUCGCCGUUUUCGCCGCGUAUCACGGCUUACGCUGCGGGGAUGAGGCGCAGCGGCAACGUCGUUGACCGACUGCUCUUCAGCGCGGAGACGCAAAACCCGCGACAGAGCGGCGGCGCAAGGCGCGCACGUAGCGAGCCUCGGUUGCAGCCCCAAAGUGGCGGCCCCGCUUUUCCACGCGGGCAAAGCACCGACCCGCGUGACGCGGCGGGGCGGCGCGGGCGGCACUGCGGCCCCAAUAGGACUCCGGCGGACUCCGGCGCGAGCUCCAUGGAGGAGCGGCAGCGUCAGUACCAACUGCGGCGUGAGGAGAAGAUCCGCGCCGUAUUUGAGGCGGAGCGACGGCUGCACACGCCGAACAUCAACCCCAUCUCGGAAAUGCUCGCCGCGAGCCUUCCCGUGUCCUCCACCGAGCGCCUCAUGGCGGGCCGCAGACGUGGCGACAGCGCAAUCGUUCCGGCGGGCGACGGCAGCAGACUCGCAUCAGGCCGCCGCUCGUUCUGGUCUGACGCCAGGGACGGGCAGCGGCACAGGGGCGCCAGUGCCCAGGACGACGGCCCCGAGGAGUACGUCUCGCCCAUUCAAUCCUCGGGCUGGGUAGGCAGAAGGACUCCGCAGAAGCGCGGCAAUGCGAAAAUGUACGAAAGAAUGCGUCGUUGGAAGCAGCGACGGGACGACAAGGUCCAGGAGAUGCGCCACGAGCUGCAGGAAGAGAAGGCGCGGCAGUUAAUGCUCUCAGCGUGCGCUACACAGAAGGGUGUGAAGGACGCCCCGGCUUUGCCUGAGACGUGCCGUGGAAAAUUGUUCCCUGAGGGCUGCGCGACUCCGCGAGCACCGACAGGGGAGACCGAAAGCGCCAGAACACCUGUUGUGCUUUCGUUAUUAAAACAGUCAUGA